UGAAAGUCGACUCCCUAUAUAAAGGGUGGUUUUCCUCGAAUACAACACAAACCGAUUUAAUUUAGCAAACGAGACUCGGCACACAGUCGGUCAACAUGAAGACCUUGAUUUGCUUGAUGCUGAUUUCCGCGGCAUAUGCCGGUGAGAAAGCAGAAGAGAAUGUGGAAGAAAAGGCAAUUAAAAAGCGUGGUCUAUUGGGUCUUGGAUUGGGAUACGGAGGAGGUUACGGGGGUGGUCAUGGGUACGAAGGUGGUCACUCCGUUGCAAUUGCUACCGUUCCGGUUGAAGUACCAAAGCCUUACCCGGUUGCUGUUGACAGACCUUAUCCAGUGAAGGUGCCAGUUCCUGUCCCACACCCAGUGCCAGUUGCCGUUCCCGUUGACAGACCUUAUCCAGUUGUUCAGACCAAGACCGUAACGGUUCCAGUUGACAGGCCUUAUCCCGUCUCUGUCCCUGUUAAGGUACCAGUACCUGUACCUGCACCUUAUCCAGUCAAGGUACCAGUAGCUCAUCCAGUACCAGUCCCAGUAGCUCAUCCAGUUCCAGUUGCGGUUCCACAACCUGUCGUCGUCAAAGAAACGGUUCCCGUUCUUCUUAAGGGCGGUUAUGGUCAUUUAUAGAUGAAAUUUUUUCCUCCUUUUCUAUCUUCGUCUAUUCCAUCUUCCAAAACUCCUUGCCUAACACCCAACAUCGCAAAACAUCGUGACGAGCGCAAACCAAAAAAAAACAUCCUUCCGCUCCCCUUCUCUCUCUUUCUUACCCUAGUACUUAAACUUCA
This is a messenger RNA of Vespula vulgaris, 778 nucleotides long. Its product is annotated as zinc finger protein 512B-like. The coding region runs from base 96 to 620 and encodes 174 amino acids. The record is from RefSeq and is a predicted model, not a curated record. The transcript is spliced from 4 exons. NCBI's taxonomy places the organism in Eukaryota, Metazoa, Arthropoda, Insecta, Hymenoptera, Vespidae.